AUGAACGAAUGUUCCGCGCCCAGCGACCACCUCCAAAAUCGCACGCCCAUCGCGGGGAUGAGUGCGCCGCAACCAGACCCCCAGAGCGACCGGGAUGCGGUCGAGAACCCGCCCGCACCGGCGACCCCAAGUCCACCCCAUGCACCACAUGCAGUCCGAGAUCACAGCCCAAGCUCAGAGGGGGAGCGGCCUCCCUUACCUCCCCGACCGAAUACCCUCAACUUGCUAAACCACGAGUCGGCAUCCCGAGCAACCCUCCAAGCCGGGGCUACGACAGCCGUGUCGCGGGCGGAGAUCGAUUCACGAACACCAGAGGGAACAGGAAGUGCAUACUCGUCACUAGCAAUCCGCGGUCUAUCGCAAGGAUUGAAAGCGAAAGCGAGCCUAAGUCACCUGGCGAGCCCGCGGGGCAGUGAAGGGGACACGGCGAGUAUUCGGAGCUACGUUCACAACGGCGAUGUGGGAGAUGUCGAGGCCCUAUUCAAGGACUUUAUCACGUCUGCUCCCGGAGGUAACUCCAGAACGGGGAGCUUGCUUCACUUUCCCGAGUUUCCUGCCGAGGAUGCGGAUGAUGAUGGGGUUUUGACCGAGUUUGAGCCGGUCGGGGAGAUCGAUGAAGAUGCGAAGAACGAGGAUCUGCUCCUCCAGCGCUUCAAGGCUAAGCAAAAGCACUAUCUGAUCUUAUCUGCAGCGGGCAAGCCCAUCUGGACAAGACAUGGCGAUGGGGGUUUGAUAUCCAGCUACGUCGGGGUGAUUCAAACGAUCAUUUCAUUUUACGAAGAAGCCGGGGACCACCUACGAACUUUCACUGCCGGGGACGUCAAGUUUGUCAUUGUCACACAUGGGCCCUUACAUUUGGUUGCAAUCAGUCGGAUGAUGGAGAGUGAACACCAACUUGCACUUCAACUCGAAGCGUUGUACAUGCAAAUCUUAUCCACAUUGACACUUCCAUCCCUGACUCAUCUCUUCUCUGUUCGACCUUCUACUGAUUUGAAGCGACCGCUGCAAGGCUCGGAGACUCUUCUGUCUUCGCUGGCUGAUAGCUUUACCCGCGGGUCACCAUCGACUUUGCUGUCAGCGUUGGAAUGCCUCAAGAUCCGCAAACAGCACCGUCUGUCUAUUAAUAAUGCCCUGCUGAAGACCAAGGCGAAAAAUUUGCUCUAUGGACUGGUCGUCGCGGGCGGAAGGCUGGUCAGCGUUGUCAGACCAAAGAAGCACUCACUACACCCGGGAGAUCUUCAGCUGCUGUUCAAUAUGGUGUUCGAAGCCGACGGAGUCAAAGCCGGUGGCGGAGAAAGCUGGAUUCCUAUAUGCCUACCUGGGUUUAACAGCAGCGGUUAUUUAUAUAUGUACGUCAGCUUUCUCGAUCUCCGGAGUGAUGUCGACGAAAAUGAUGAAAUCUCGAAAGACGAGUCUGUUGCAAUUGUCCUCAUCAGCCCGGACAAAGAGAGCUUCUUUGAAAUGCAAGGGAUGCGGGACGCGUUUGUUGAACAAAUGGAGAAGAAUGGCAGUCUCAAAGUAAUAAGAGCUGCCAUUGACGAAGGUCGACCUGCCACGACCGAUAUUGUUCCUGGUGCCGUCCUUCAUCACUUCUUAUACAAAUCGAGGGCGAAUGUGCAGUUCACUAUGUCAUCUUUUGCCCCAACAUUCUCGUCGAUCUCCCGGCGUCGAAGGUCAGUAUCUGCUUCUCAGCACUUCCUAUCCUCCCUUGCUCCCUAUCAGUUCCUCUGUUACACGGCCUAA
Molecule: messenger RNA, 1743 nt
Organism: Penicillium odoratum
Lineage: Eukaryota; Fungi; Ascomycota; Eurotiomycetes; Eurotiales; Aspergillaceae
Product: guanine nucleotide exchange factor MON1
Exons: 2
Coding region: 1-1743 (580 amino acids)
Biological process (GO): protein targeting to vacuole; vesicle-mediated transport
Cellular component (GO): fungal-type vacuole membrane; Mon1-Ccz1 complex
Source: RefSeq, a predicted model, not a curated record